GGUAUGGAACCUACAAUCCCAACUCCCCGUUUUCAUAGUAUGAAAUGAAUAAAUAAAUCAUUCCACCGGUUUCAGCGAGGCGAGUGCAGAAAAGGUCGUUCCACCACCCGGCCCAAGCCCAAUCCCCUGUGGUGCCUUUACCUCGUUCUCCGGUUCCCCGUCCCAUUCCAUCCACCGCGUCCAGACACAAUCUUACCGGCGACGCCUCGCGACCUCCUCAGCUCCUCCCCCCCUUCGCCGCCGCUGCCACCGCGGGGACCCGCUCUGAUCCCGUCAGUUGUAGAAGUAACUGAUUAGCCUGAUGGCUAUGGUCGAUGAGCCUCUCUAUCCAAUUGCCGUGCUGAUAGAUGAGCUUAAAAAUGAAGAUAUUCAAUUGCGCCUGAACUCCAUCAGAAGACUUUCCACUAUUGCACGGGCACUUGGAGAAGAAAGAACCAGGAAGGAACUGAUUCCUUUCCUCAGCGAAAACAAUGAUGAUGAAGAUGAGGUGCUUCUUGCAAUGGCUGAAGAAUUGGGUGUGUUCAUUCCUUAUGUUGGGGGUGUAGAGCAUGCUCAUGUUUUGCUCCCACCAUUGGAGACAUUGUCUACGGUGGAGGAAACCUGUGUCCGAGACAAAGCAGUUGAGUCGUUGUGCCGUAUUGGUGCACAGAUGAAAGAAAAUGACAUUGUUGACUAUUUCAUUGCAGUAGUAAAGAGGCUAGCGGCUGGUGAGUGGUUUACAGCUAGAGUAUCAUCCUGUGGUCUUUUCCAUAUAGCCUAUCCAAGUGCCACCGAUCCGUUGAAAACAGAACUGAGGACUAUUUAUGGCCAGUUAUGCCAAGAUGACAUGCCUAUGGUCAGAAGGGCAGCUGCAUCAAAUCUUGGGAAGUUUGCUGCCACUGUUGAACAGAGCCAUUUGAAGACAGAAAUCAUGUCGAUCUUUGAUGAUCUUACCCAAGAUGAUCAAGAUUCAGUACGUUUAUUGGCAGUUGAAGGCUGUGCCGCUCUUGGAAAAUUGUUAGAACCCCAAGAUUGUGUAGCCCAUAUCCUUCCAGUCAUUGUUAAUUUCUCCCAGGAUAAAUCUUGGCGUGUCCGUUAUAUGGUUGCAAACCAGUUGUAUGAGCUCUGCGAGGCAGUUGGUCCUGAGCCUACAAGAGCAGACCUGGUGCCUGCAUAUGUUCGCCUCCUCCGUGAUAAUGAGGCUGAAGUGCGGAUAGCAGCUGCCGGAAAAGUUACUAAGUUCUGUAGGAUAUUAAGUCCACAGCUUGCAAUUCAGCACAUUCUGCCGUGUGUUAAGGAAUUGUCAUCAGAUUCGUCUCAGCAUGUUCGCUCAGCUUUGGCUUCAGUCAUCAUGGGAAUGGCCCCUGUCUUGGGGAAGGAUGCUACCAUUGAACAACUUCUUCCUAUUUUUCUUUCUUUGCUGAAGGAUGAAUUUCCUGAUGUUCGACUCAACAUAAUCAGCAAGCUUGAUCAAGUUAAUCAGGUCAUUGGAAUUGACUUGCUGUCGCAAUCUCUAUUGCCGGCUAUUGUAGAACUUGCGGAGGAUAGGCACUGGAGGGUUCGCCUUGCAAUAAUUGAGUACAUCCCUCUGCUGGCUAGUCAGUUAGGUGUUGGGUUUUUUGAUGACAAGCUGGGGGCACUUUGCAUGCAAUGGUUGGAAGAUAAGGUUUUCUCGAUCAGAGAAGCUGCCGCAAACAACUUGAAGCGCCUGGCGGAGGAGUUUGGUCCAGAGUGGGCAAUGCAACAUAUAAUUCCUCAGGUGUUGGAGAAGAUAAACAACCCACAUUAUCUGUAUCGCAUGACCAUCCUGCAAGCUAUCUCAUUGCUAGCCCCUGUCAUGGGUGCAGAAAUAACAUGCCAAAAGCUGCUCCCUGUUGUCAUUAAUUCCUCGAAGGACAGAGUGCCGAACAUCAAAUUCAAUGUUGCGAAAGUUCUGCAGUCGCUUGUACCAAUCCUUGAUCAAUCUGUCGCUGAGAAGACUGUGAAGCCAUGCCUUGUCGAGCUGAGCGAGGACCCUGAUGUGGAUGUACGAUACUAUGCAAACCAGGCCCUUCAGGCGUGUGACCAGAUCAUGAUGUCUAGCUAACUAAGCUACUGUCGUCACGUUCUUUAGAAGCUAUUCUUAGUCCAGCUUGGAGUACAUGUAAUUUACCCUUAAGAGUCCGAGAGUUCUUUCUAGCCCAGUAACUUACCUAUACUUCCAUGCUGAUAAUGGAUGGGCUAUGUUCCCCUUUUGUUGUUAUUAAUAUUGUAUAAUUGAGCAACGAGACACGUUGUUUCGAUGGUGUGCUUAAAUUGAUAGUUUGAACUUGAUUUCUGUCA
Molecule: messenger RNA, 2301 nt
Organism: Aegilops tauschii subsp. strangulata
Lineage: Eukaryota; Viridiplantae; Streptophyta; Magnoliopsida; Poales; Poaceae
Biological process (GO): protein dephosphorylation
Cellular component (GO): cytosol; nucleus; protein phosphatase type 2A complex
Molecular function (GO): protein binding; protein phosphatase regulator activity
Source: RefSeq, a predicted model, not a curated record